Penicillium angulare is the source of this 5601-nucleotide messenger RNA. RefSeq names its product chitin synthase class Va (gene chsE). Bases 1 to 5601 code for a protein of 1866 amino acids. Gene Ontology annotation, cellular component: cell septum; cell periphery; myosin complex. The transcript has 3 exons. Lineage: Eukaryota; Fungi; Ascomycota; Eurotiomycetes; Eurotiales; Aspergillaceae. Gene Ontology annotation, molecular function: ATP binding; chitin synthase activity; cytoskeletal motor activity. The record is from RefSeq and is a predicted model, not a curated record.
AUGGUGGGCAAUACGCCGGGCGCCCCCGCUCAUGCCCAGUCCUCUCUACCCUCGCUCCCCGCACAUCUUCAGUCCGAUACUCAUUUGACAGCACAUCUCGCCAGUCGCUUCCAUGUUGGUUUGCCGACAGCUCGUCUCUCCUCUCAGGCAUUAAUUGCCCUGAACACAUUUACCUCCGCCACGAAGGGCCCCGAUGGUACAAAAGAAGGAAGUGCUGCGGGGGAGGCCGAAGACCUCGCCCGUCGAGCUUUCACGAGACUCGGAUCUCGCGCUGAAAACCAAGCAGUGGUAUUCUUAGGCGAGAGUGGUUCGGGGAAAACAACGCUUCGUUCACAUCUAUUAUCGUCCUUCCUCUCUUUCUCAUCAACUCCGCUCUCUUCCAAACUCUCCUUUGCUGCUUUCGUUUUCGAUACCUUGACUACGACCAAAUCCGUUACGACCCCGACAGCUUCAAAAGCGGGCCUCUUUCUCGAAUUGCAAUAUGAUGGGUCCUCUUCCGUAAACCCAACCUUAAUUGGUGGGAAGAUCAUCGAUUACCGAUUGGAACGAAGCCGUAUUUCCUCGGUUCCCACCGGUGAGCGCAGCUUCCACGUACUGUACUACCUUUUGGCUGGUACCAGCGCAGCUGAAAAGUCCCAUCUUGGAUUUGACAACCCCAUUCACAUUUCUACCGGUGGUUCUGGCGCAGUCAGCCACAAGAGAUGGCGGUAUCUGGGUCAUCCGACCCAGUUGAAGGUUGGAGUCAAUGACACCGAAGGGUUUCAACACUUCAAAACCGCCCUCCGGAAGCUAGAAUUCUCUCGUGGGGAAAUCGCGGAAAUUUGCCAGAUUCUCGCGACUAUCCUUCACAUCGGACAAUUAGAUUUUGUUUCCGGUCAAUCGACUACCACAAUGGCCGAAGAAAGUGGAGGCUACUCCCAUGAAGGUGGUGAGACAGUGACCGUUGUCAAGAAUAAGGAUGUACUCGGCAAUGUUGCUGCAUUCCUUGGUCUCAGCGUUGAAGCUUUGGAGAAUAGCCUGGGUUACAAGACGAAAACCAUUCAUCGUGAGCGAGUGACAGUCAUGCUGGAUCCAAAAGGUGCUCGACAGAAUGCCGACGCUCUGGCACGUACUAUAUAUUCGCUUCUGGUCACCUAUGUUAUUGAGACUGUAAACCAGAAGAUAUGUGCAGCAGAGGACAGUGUGGCAAACACUAUUUCCAUUGUGGAUUUCCCUGGCUUUGCUCAGUCUGCUGCGACAGGGUCGACCUUGGACCAACUUCUUAGCAACACAGCCACAGAGUCUCUGUACAACUACUGUCUCCAGUCCUUCUUCGACCGAAAGGCCGAUAUUCUGGACCGGGAAGAGAUUUCGGUCGCUGCAACCAGUUAUUUCGAUAACACUGAUACCGUGCGUGGUCUUCUCAAGCACGGCAACGGCCUACUGAGCAUUCUCGAUGAUCAGACGCGACGUGGCCGAUCAGACAAUCAAUUUCUUGAAAGCGUGCGUAAGCGCUUUGAGAACAAAAACCCGGCUAUCUCUGUGGACGGCUCCAGCAGCGCCGGUAUGGGUGGCUACGUGUCUCAAACGCGGAGUGCCUUCACCGUCAAGCAUUUUGCCGGAGAGGUGGACUAUUCCACGACUGGUCUCAUUGAGGAGAAUGGUGAAGUUAUCUCAGGAGAUCUGAUGAAUCUGAUGCAAUCCACCCGAAGUGACUUUGUUCAUGAACUAUUUGGACAAGAAGCGUUGCAGACCAUCUCCCAUCCUCGGGAGAAGACCGCCAUUAUGCAAGCACAAGUCUCCUCUAAACCUCUCCGAAUGCCAAGUAUGGCCAGACGCAAGAUCAAUCAGCAGGCUCGUCUCGCGGCCUCGGCUUCUGAGAAUGUCUUCGGUGCCGAUCAUGAAGAACCGACAGAUAACGAAAGCCAGGCAGCGAGCUCUCGACGCGGCGCUGGAGGGCGGAAGAAUGGGCUUGCGGCGGGACCAGCACAAGGAGCAGCCGGGCAAUUCCUUUCUGGGCUCGAAAUUAUCAACAAGUGUCUGAGUUCACCGAAUCUAAAUCCAUAUUUUGUGAUAUGUUUGAAGCCUAACGACCGUCGUAUUGCAAAUCAAUUCGAUAGCAAAUGCGUACGGAUGCAAGUUCAAACUCUCGGUAUCGCAGAAAUCAGUCAGCGACUGAGAAACGCCGACUUUAGCGUUUUCCUUCCUUUUGCCGAAUUCUUAGGGUUGGCUGAGAUUGGCAAUAUUGUGGUUGGAAGCGAUAAAGAAAAAUCGGAGGUCAUCUUGGAUGAACGACGAUGGCCUGGCAAUGAAGCUCGUGUGGGUAGCACUGGUGUCUUCUUGAGUGAGCGAUGUUGGGCCGACCUUGCGAAGGUCGGUGAGCGUGUGGUUCCUUCGUAUAAGAUGACUGGAUCCGAUGAAGGGGAUGGCGGAUUCAACGUUGCAAGCGGCAAUCCGGAUGCAAAAGUUCGCCUCCUCAACCCUACUGAUCAAUCCCCGGGCGCUUAUAUCUACGGUGACGAAGCCAAGCAAGGUUAUUUCGGUAGCCGCGAAUUAGAUGGCCGCUCCGAUGCUGGCGGGUCAGCCUUCAAUUCUGGCGACAUGUUCAGGAACCUCGAAACACGAGAGCAGAUGUUGGAGAAAGGCAAUGAGAAAAAUAUGGAGGAGGUCGAGGAAAUUCCUGUCUCAGGUUCUCGAAAACGGUGGGUGGCUCUGGUCUAUCUGCUUACGUUCUACAUCCCGGACAUUUUGAUCAAAUGGGUUGGCCGCAUGAAACGUAAGGACGUGCGUAUGGCCUGGCGAGAAAAGUUGGCCAUCAAUAUCAUCAUCUGGUUCGCUUGCGGUGCCGCUGUCUUCAUGAUCGUCGCUUUCCCUGGAUUGGUCUGUCCAACGCAACACGUCUAUUCCAAGGGAGAACUCAGUACGCAUAAUGGAAAAGGUAGUGAAAGCUCCUUCAUGUCUAUAUCAGGCGUCGUUUUCAACUUGGGGGAUUUCAUACCGAAUCACUACCCCAAAGUUGUGCCAUCAAAGUCUCUCAAAACCUAUGCCGGCACCGAUGGAAGCCCCCUCUUUCCCAUUCAGGUUUCCGCUUUGUGCCAAGGCGUCGAUGGAAAAGUUGACCCGAGUGUACCACUGGAUUAUCGAUCGAAUUCGAAUGACUCUUCGUCCUCUACGUCUACGACGACCGGUACGGAUGCUAACGCCAAGUACCACGAUUUCCGGUAUUGGGUUACGGGUGACGACUCCGGCGCAGAUUGGUACUACGAACAGAUGGUCAUGCUGAGAGCCAAUUAUAAGAAAGGCUAUGUGGGCUAUACCGCCAAGUACAUGAAAAGUCAAGCAGACGACGAUGAUAAGAUGAUUGCAAGCAUCCAUGGCAAGGUUUACGACAUGACCUACUACAUGGCAGGUCCUCGAAUUCCACGAUUUCCCAAGGGCGUGAAUAAAUCCACCAGUGGUAUCGACACAAAUUACAUGAGCCCUCUGAUCACUGAACUGUUUCAAGAGAAGUCCGGUACGGAUAUCACGAAAUACUGGGACGAUCUUAACUUUGACGUUGCCCUGCGCAAUCGAAUGCAAGUAUGUAUGGACAACCUGUUCUUUGUCGGACACGUCGAUACUCGAAACUCGGUCAAGUGUCAGUUCGCACGAUACUUUAUCCUCGCCAUCUCCAUUUUGAUUUGUUCGGUGAUCACAUUCAAGUUCCUCGCAGCCUUGCAAUUUGGCAAGAAAAACUUGCCUGAGAAUCUGGAUAAAUUUAUCAUUUGUCAAGUACCAGCUUACACCGAAGACGAAGAUUCUCUUCGUCGUGCUAUCGACUCCAUGGCCCGUAUGCGUUAUGAUGACAAGCGUAAACUGCUCCUGAUCAUUUGUGACGGUAUGAUUAUUGGUCAAGGCAAUGACCGCCCUACCCCUCGAAUCGUUCUGGAUAUUCUCGGUGUUCCAGAGACCCAUGAUCCAGAGCCUCUCAGCUUUGAAAGUUUGGGUGAGGGUAUGAAACAACAUAACAUGGGGAAGAUUUAUUCUGGUCUCUACGAAGUUCAGGGCCAUAUUGUUCCGUACCUGGUCGUUGUCAAAGUCGGCAAGCCUUCUGAGGUGUCUCGCCCUGGUAAUCGUGGCAAGCGUGAUUCCCAAAUGGUGUUGAUGAGAUUCUUGAACCGUGUUCACUACAAUAUGCCUAUGAGUCCCAUGGAGCUUGAGAUGCAUCACCAGAUCCGAAACAUCAUUGGUGUCAAUCCGACGUUUUACGAAUUCAUCCUGCAGGUCGACGCUGAUACGAUGGUGGCACCAGAUGCUGCUACUCGUUUUGUGUCGGCGUUCUUGUCUGACACACGACUUAUCGGUGUCUGCGGAGAAACUGCUCUGUCUAAUGCUAAGACUUCCAUGGUAACCAUGAUUCAGGUGUACGAAUACUACAUCUCUCAUAACCUUAUCAAGGCAUUUGAGAGUCUUUUCGGAUCAGUCACUUGUUUGCCUGGUUGUUUCACUAUGUAUCGCAUUCGCUCAUCGGAGACUGGCAAGCCUCUGUUUGUCAGCCAAGAAGUUGUCGAGAGCUACUCGGAGAUUCGUGUGGAUACCCUACAUAUGAAGAAUUUGCUUCAUCUUGGUGAAGAUCGAUACCUAACCACCCUGCUCCUCAAGAAUCACCCGAAGUUCAAGACCAAGUACAUCUUCCGCUCUCACGCAUGGACGGUUGCUCCUGAGAGCUUUGCCGUCUUCUUGUCUCAGCGUCGUCGCUGGAUUAACUCGACAGUCCACAAUUUGAUCGAGCUGAUUCCAUUACAACAGAUGUGUGGUUUCUGCUGUUUCAGUAUGCGUUUCGUUGUGUUUAUCGAUCUUCUGAGUACCAUGAUUCAGCCUGUCACUGUCGCCUACAUCAUCUAUCUGAUCGUCUGGUUGAUUCAGGAUACAUCAACACUCCCUCUGACUUCAUUCAUUCUACUCGGUGUGAUUUACGGUCUGCAAGCAUUGAUUUUCAUCCUCCGCCGCAAAUGGGAGAUGAUUGGUUGGAUGUUUAUCUACAUCCUCGCCAUCCCCGUCUUCACGCUUGCUCUGCCUCUAUACUCCUUCUGGAACAUGGACGACUUCAGUUGGGGUAACACUCGUGUCAUCACAGGAGAAAAGGGCCGCAAGGUUGUCAUCUCUGACGAAGGCAAAUUUGACCCCGCCUCUAUUCCCAAGAAGCGCUGGGAGGAUUACCAAACCGAGCUCUGGGAAGCCCAAACUUCCCGUGAUGACCGUUCUGAGAUUUCAGGUAUCUCAUAUGGCACCCGAUCUCACGCCUUCCCUGCUCCUCAUUCCGAGUAUGGGUUCCCUGGCUCCCGACCUGUUUCUCAACUUGAUCUAAACUUACAUGCCGGCGGCUCACGGAUGUCCCUCGCACCGUCCGAAAUGCUCAGUCGCCAUAUGGAUAUGGACAUUGGCAUGGAAGACUUGAGCCACCUCCCAAGUGACGAUGCCAUUCUGACUGAGAUUCGUGAGAUUCUGCGAACAGCCGAUCUAAUGGCUGUUACCAAGAAGAGUAUCAAGCAAGAGCUUGAGAGACGAUUCGGUGUUAACCUUGACCUUAAGCGGCCAUACAUUAACUCUGCUACCGAAGCUGUUCUUUCUGGUCUUCUCUGA